AGGGAUAAAAAUUCAUCUGCAGUCUUGUGUUUAGCUAUCAACCAUCGCAUGCGCUUGAUCAUUCGUUACAUGAGAGAAUAGUCCCGAGGAUGGCAGUGUUAUUUUUCAUGUUGUGAUUGUCAAGAUGAAGCGCAGUAUUUAAAAGGUCUCAAAAGCUAUUGUGUCUAGUCAUUGUAAUUACUGUCACAGUGGUUCAGAUGUGGAAAAUGUCAAGCCACCAGUUGGACAGAUUUUUAGCAGCAGCUGUGCAUUUCCGUGGGCAUUAUUGGAACUAAUUGACAACAAAUUAAUCUAUUAUAAGCCCCUCCUCCUCCAGGAAGACAUUGAGAUUGGUCUCAGUGACAGUGAUAAUAGUUUAGUUUAGAUGGACAUGGGAUUUUGGGAACUUUCAACCAGGAUGAACGAACUGGGACACAGGCACCAAGGGCCACAGAUAUUCCACAGCCAAAAUGGCGGACAUGGAUUCCUUGCCGACUAGAUCGAGUGCAAGACUGAGGCAAAGACGUCAGAGAGCUGCAGCAGGAGACUCAGACGUAACAGACAAGAAAGAACAUCUAAAAUCCCCCGUGCCAAAGAUGAUGGAAGUGAACAUUCACGAUGAUAAUAUUGAUGUUACGUCCCCACACCAUCGCCUUCUUCACGAGGAUGGCGAGCAGCAGAGGACGUCGGAUGGAGAGGCGAAUGGUGGCACCAGCAUAAGAACCGCCCCUGAACCCAGUGAUACUGAAACAGUACUUAAUGAACAAGAAUUAAAGAAAGGACUUCUGGGUAAAGACUCUGACGAUGAUCUCCAUGAAAAAAAAUUGACCGGGAAAGAAGAGACAGAGUUCACAAUUCUUCUUCAAGUGUUGCUGCCCUAUAUCAUUGCAGGGUUUGGAACUGUGGCUGCUGGUAUGGUGUUGGAUAUUGUACAGCAUUGGUCUGUGUUUCACAAGGUCCCAGAGCUGUUUAUACUGGUGCCACCAUUACUGGGGUUGAAGGGAAACCUAGGAAUGACAUUGGCUUCCAGACUCUCAACACAGGUUAAUCUUGGUUACUUAGAUGAAGUAAAAGAACAGUGGAAGUCUAUAGGUGGUAAUACAGUGUUAACUCAGGGUCAGUCAAUAGUUACGGCUUUUGUAGCAUCUGUGCUAGCUGUAGCCAUGGGUUGGGUACCCGAAGGAAAGUUUAACAUCAACCAUGUCAUGCUGAUGGGGGCUAGUAGUAUACUCACCAACUGCUUAGCCUCACUUUUCUUAGGAAUUCUGAUGAUGCUGGUGGUACUGUACUCCAGGAAAUUGAAUAUCAACCCAGACAAUAUAGCAACACCUCUUUCGGCAAGCCUGGGUGAUCUGGUGACCAUUGUUCUCUUGGCAACCAGUAGCUCUUGGUUGUAUGAUCAGAUAGAAUUAAAUCCUUGGCUCUCUCCUGCCAUAGUAUUAGUAUCUGUUAUAGUCCUUACACCUAUGUGGUUAAUACUGGCCACAAAGUACAAAUACACCAGAGACGUGGUCUAUCAUGGCUGGACACCGGUCAUCUGUGCUGUGGCCAUAAGCAGUGUGGGUGGCCUGAUUUUAGACUAUGCUGUGACACAUUUUCAUGGCCUGGCUGUAUUUCAACCUGUGAUAAAUGGUGUGGGAGGUAACCUGGUGGCUGUUCAGGCCAGCAGACUGGCCACGUCGUUACAUCGGGUCAGUAAACCAGGGAUCAUGCCAGAAAAUGCGCCACGAGCAUGUGCGAAUCCUUGCACAGCUUUCUGUGGGAAAGGACCUCAUUCAAGAACAGCCCGUGUGUUGCUUGGUUUGGUGGUACCUGGGCAUCUUCUCUUCAUGUGUGCCAUUGCUCUAGUGGGUGCAGGACAUACAACUAUCACUGCCAGGUUUACUGCUGUUUAUCUCCUGGCUGCAGUUAUACAGGUAAUCGUCCUGCUGUACCUUGCCAACUGGAUGGUGCACUUUAUGUGGAAGAGUGGAGAUGAUCCAGAUAACUUUGCUAUCCCGUACCUCACUGCAGUGGGGGACUUCCUGGGCACCGCCCUCCUUGCCCUAGCAUUUCAAACCCUACACUGGAUGGGGGAUAAAGAUGGAGAUGUGGGAGAAUAGCUUCAAGGUGGUCCUGUUCAUUUUCGUUACAUUUUUUGCCAGUCACAGUAUUCAAGCAUGAAAUUGUUGUUUCAGCAUUCAGUUUUUUGACAGAAGGGAGCUGAAUACAGUUACUGUUUUUAACUCCCUUGACAAAGAGCAUCUGGUUAAAGCAGUUUGAACACUGCACUAUUGAAGGUAUAGAGAAAGUAUGAGGUAUGAGGUAUAGAGAAAGAGGAGAACGUAGUACUUGGGCUAGAGAUUUUCCUAUACUUUGUGCUGUUUGUAAUGUUCUGGUCAGUUCUAGUCGAAAUCCUUUAAACUUUGUGCUGGAUAUAUACUAGGCAAUAGAAAAAAGCAGCUGUUAGAGAAAAAGAAGAUCUGAAUCCUUUUUUUUUUUUUUUUGAGUGGGAGGGGGUUUAUACAUGAAGCACUGCUUUACCCAGCAAUAAACCUGAGAGUAGUAUGUUCAACUGCUGGGUAAAUUGUGAUCACCAUAGUGAUGGACAUUGCCUGGGUUGACCGCCUUCAGCCUGGUCCUAACAUUCGAAAUUCCAACACUGGGUAUCAAAGAAAAAAAAAAUCCCAGAAAACAUCUUGAUAUUACAACUGAUGAACAGUGUGCCACUGCAUAUAAUGCAAAUCGUUGAAAUAGAAGCACUGUAAUAGUUGUACCUAUCAUUUUCAACUAUACAAAGAGUACAUGUAAUAUAAAGAGGCAAAUGUUGGAGAAAGAAAUGAAAUAUAAUUUCUGAUAAACCAUCAUCCCAGUUGCAUGCAGGGGAAGGGCAUCUAUUUUUUUUAGUCGGAAGAUGGUAAAAAAGGGGGGAUGGAUC
Molecule: messenger RNA, 2896 nt
Organism: Lingula anatina
Lineage: Eukaryota; Metazoa; Brachiopoda; Lingulata; Lingulida; Lingulidae
Product: solute carrier family 41 member 1
Biological process (GO): monoatomic cation transport
Cellular component (GO): plasma membrane
Molecular function (GO): monoatomic cation transmembrane transporter activity
Source: RefSeq, a predicted model, not a curated record